AGAGAGGAGAGACAGAGAGGGAAAGCACAGAAAUAUACUGAGAAAAAGAGAAAGGAAAAGAAAGAGGGAAUUGAAGAAGCUUUCAAUUACACCAUAGAAGAGACAACGAUGUCUAAAGGCUUUACAGGCUUUCAUUCUCUGCAACUCUUAGCAAGCAGGGAAAAAGGUGAGAGAAGGGUGUUGCUUCAGAGAUCAUGAAGAAGAAGGUAUUGGUAUGUGAGUAGCGAUUGUUUCUCUAAGGCUAGCCAUUAAAUUCCAAUUCAAGAGUAGUAAAAAUUCUACGAAAUUCUAUGUCCCAAGAUUACCACCACCAAGCAGCUGGCAUCUUCGGCUUCUCUAAUGGCUUCGAGAGAUCAGCGGCCAUUAGCCACCAAGAGCAGCAGCAGCAGCAACUUGACUUGGCACAACAGAUCCGGAGAGAUAAACUGAGAGUUCAAGACUUUGAGCCACCACCUCAGCCAUUAGUAGGGAUCGAAGAGGAAGAAUCAAAUGCUCUUCCUGUAUACGAAACACCGGGCAUGUUAUCAUCGGAAAUGUUCUAUUUCCCAUCGGGCGUGGCUGCCACCGCCUCCUCGUCUGAGUUAUUAGACCAGCCUCUACAGGCUAAUUUUCGAGGACAAAGGCCACCGGCUAAUACCAACGAGUGGUACAGCAACAGGCAAGGUGUUGUUGUUGGGGGUUUGGGACAGUUAGGUGAAUCGAAAAGCCACAAUAACCGUGACAGUUUAUCUCAACAGCAGUUACCACCAAGCAUGAAUGCCGACUCGGCAGCUUCCAUGCAUCUUUUCCUGAUGAAUCCACAGCCAAGGUCACCAUCUCCUCCUCCUCCAUCAACUUCUCUUCAAGGGUUUAAUGUAUCAGGUCCUGGAGGGAAUUUUCCACCUCAGUACACCUGGGUUCCCGAUAGUUCCCAUGAAGGAGGUAACCCAAGUGAAAUCGGAGGUACAGUUGUAGAAGGACAAGGCCUUUCACUAUCUUUAUCAUCUUUGCAACACUUGGAAGCCGCCAAAGCCGAAGAAUUGAGGAUGGGAGAUGUCGGGUUACUGUACUAUAACCAAGGAGGCCCUUCUGCUACUGCUACCCCUCAGUUUCAGUACAAGCAUUUGGGUAGCCAUCAUCAUCAUCAGCCACUGCAUUUGCAAGUUGGUGUAGGACAAAACCACCAGGUUCAUGGUGGGUACGGCUCCUCGUUAGGAAUGGUCAAUGUGUUGAGGAAUUCAAAGUACGUUAAAGCCGCUCAAGAAUUGUUAGAAGAAUUCUGUAGCGUGGGAAGAGGCCAGUUGAAGAAGAAAACUCUCGGCAGAAACAACACAAAUCCUAGUUCUAAUCCGGGUAGUAUCGGCGACGACGGUUCUUCAUCAAAAAAGGAUCUCCCUCCUUUAUCAGCUGCUGAUAGAAUUGAACAUCAAAGACGGAAGGUCAAACUUUUAUCCAUGCUUGAUGAGGUGGACCGGAGGUACAACUAUUACUGUGAACAAAUGCAAAUGGUGGUGAACUCAUUUGAUCUAGUGAUGGGGUUUGGUGCAGCGGUGCCUUACACAGCCCUGGCUCAGAAGGCAAUGUCGAGGCAUUUUAGGUGCUUGAAAGAUGCCAUAUCCGGACAACUGAAGCAUAGCUGUGAGGUGUUGGGUGAAAAAGAUGGAACAUCCGGCAUAACCAAAGGAGAGACACCGAGGCUAAGGAUGUUGGAACACAGCUUAAGACAACAAAGAGCGAUCCAUCAAAUGGGUAUGAUGGAGCAUGAAGCUUGGAGACCCCAAAGGGGACUGCCUGAAAGAUCUGUCAACAUUUUGAGGGCCUGGCUUUUCGAACAUUUUCUCCACCCGUACCCAAGCGAUGCAGAUAAGCAUCUGUUGGCUCGACAGACAGGUUUAUCGAGAAAUCAGGUUUCAAAUUGGUUCAUAAAUGCCAGGGUUCGGUUGUGGAAACCCAUGGUGGAAGAGAUGUAUCAGCAAGAGUCUAAUGAAGAAGAGGGAGAUAAUAAAGAAAGGAACCCCAUGGACAGCAACAAUAUUUCACAGACAUCAACGCCUUCGACAACCACUGCAGGCGAGGCUGGUGGCUCAUCAACACCGCCACUUACGGCUUCAACAAUGACGGUACCAGCAGGCAAAAGAUCCGAAAUCAAUUCCAUGGAAAACGACCCUUCUUCUCUCGUCGCAAUCAGUAAACAAUGCUUCUCGCAACACCAAGCCACCCACGUCACUGCAACGGAGGUGGCGCCACUUGUCUCCCAGCCUUUCGCCACCACAACCCAUCAUGACUCGGAUAUCCACCAAAGGUUUUUAGCUGGCGUUGAUGACACAUGCCAUCGUGGCAGCAGCAUUGUUGCAGCAGAUUAUGGGACCACCAACACUGGUAACGCUGAGAUCGGUUCAACUCUCAUAAGGUUCGGAAGCACGGCUGGUGAUGUAUCUCUCACUCUAGGUCUACGCCAUGCUGGAAACAUGCCCGAUAAAGCUUCCUCUUUCUCGGUUACAGACUUUGGGGGCUGUUAAUUUCAAUCACAUAUUCCAUAGUAUUCUCUUGAAAUAGAAAAAAAAAACACCAUUAAUCCCAUUUUCAUUUCUUCUUUGUUCCUUCAAUUUUAUUAAGAAACAAAAGCUGCAUAACGAUAAACGUAGCGUCAAGCUAGCU
Molecule: messenger RNA, 2637 nt
Organism: Hibiscus syriacus
Lineage: Eukaryota; Viridiplantae; Streptophyta; Magnoliopsida; Malvales; Malvaceae
Product: BEL1-like homeodomain protein 4
Exons: 5
Coding region: 291-2498 (735 amino acids)
Biological process (GO): regulation of transcription by RNA polymerase II
Molecular function (GO): DNA-binding transcription factor activity, RNA polymerase II-specific; RNA polymerase II cis-regulatory region sequence-specific DNA binding
Source: RefSeq, a predicted model, not a curated record